UUAAUUAUGAGUCCAGCUUUAUCAUCUCGGGAUAAAAUUGACAGAUCUCUUGUUAGUCUUAUACGAGGAAUAAAUGGAAGAAAAACUACAGUGGAACUUCGCAAUGAAAAAAAAGCGUUCGGAACAUUGGAAAGUGUCGAUCACAACAUGAAUAUCCAUAUGUCGGAUGUUACACUUACCGAUAUUUUCGGAUCCGAAACAGUGUUCGAUAAAUUUUUUGUCCGAGGGACGAAUAUUAGAUACGUUCAAAUUCCUAGUGAUGUCUCGAUAACUGAAAUUUUACAUCAGCAAGAAUUGAUCAUAAAGAAA
Helobdella robusta is the source of this 309-nucleotide messenger RNA. RefSeq lists its product as hypothetical. The transcript has a single exon. The annotation marks the transcript as partial. The record is from RefSeq and is a predicted model, not a curated record. Gene Ontology annotation, biological process: mRNA 3'-end processing by stem-loop binding and cleavage. NCBI's taxonomy places the organism in Eukaryota, Metazoa, Annelida, Clitellata, Rhynchobdellida, Glossiphoniidae. Gene Ontology annotation, cellular component: cytoplasmic U snRNP body; nuclear body. Gene Ontology annotation, molecular function: histone pre-mRNA DCP binding; U7 snRNA binding.